GCAUUUAAAAAGUUCCCAUAAAAAUGUGGAAUCUCAAUUCUCAUCUGCUCCAGACCGACCGAAACGGAAUCCGAAAUUUUUCUGUGAUUUCUUGUUAUCGACGAAGUUCUCGUAAUCUUUGAAAUCAAGGCGGUUCGUGUGUUGAGUAUGGAGGCGAAGCAAAUGAAGGCGGUGCAGUACACGAGUUAUGGAGGCGGCGUCGACGCCUUGAAGCAUGUUGAAGUUCGAGUUCCUACUCCUGCUAAGGGUGAAAUGCUGAUAAAAGUGGAAGCUACAAGCUUGAAUCCAGUAGAUUGGAAAAUUCAGAAACGAAUGAUCCCUCUUUUUCCCAAAAAAUUCCCUUACAUUCCUGCAACUGACAUAGCUGGGGAGGUUGUGGAGGUUGGAUCAGAAGUCAAGAACUUUAAAUCUGGUGACAAAAUUGUCUCCAUCCUGAGCCAUUUUGCAGGUGGUGGUUUGGCCGAAUACGCCAUUGCCAAGGAAAGCUUAACUGCGGCACGGCCAUCCGAGGUAUCUGCAGCCGACGGUGCAUCCCUCCCCGUUGCCUGCCUCACAGCUCUCCAGGCCAUAACCAAGUCCGUCGGCCUUACCCUCAACGGCGCCAGCAACUCCGACCCACAGAAAAACAUCCUCAUCACAGCCGCAUCAGGCGGCGUUGGCCACUUCGCUGUCCAGCUGGCAAAGCUAGGAAACGCGCAUGUCACCGCCACCUGCGGCGCACGUAACCUCGACUUGAUCAAAAGCCUGGGAGCCGACGAGGUCCUGGACUACAAGACCCCUGAAGGAGCUGCUCUGAAGAGCCCCUCUGGCAAGAAAUACGAUGCAGUGGUCCAUUGUGGCCCUGCAAUGGCGUGGUCUGUCUUCGAGCCAAAUCUCAGCCCCAGCGGGAAGGUGAUCGAUAUCACUCCCGGGCCGAGCUCCAUGUGGACGUAUGCUGUGAAGAAACUGACUCUUUCGAAGAAACAGCUGGUGCCAUUGCUGAUGUGGCCGAAGAAGGAGAACCUGGAAUGCCUCGUGGAAUUGGUUAAGGAAGGGAAGGUCAAGGUUAUUAUCGACUCCAAGUUUCCUUUGAGCCGAGCCGAGGAGGCUUGGGCUAAGAGCAUGGAAGGCCAUGCCACUGGGAAGGUCAUUGUUGAGCAGUUGGAGUAGAGAUAGAACUUGACUUUGAAUUUACUCUUGUUCUUGUCUGUCUGCUUUUCUUUUGGGAAAAAACCACAUACGAUGAUGAAUUAAGCCAUGUUUGGUUCUGGAAAAAGAAAAAGGAUCUUUCACCUACUA
Molecule: messenger RNA, 1278 nt
Organism: Andrographis paniculata
Lineage: Eukaryota; Viridiplantae; Streptophyta; Magnoliopsida; Lamiales; Acanthaceae
Product: chloroplast envelope quinone oxidoreductase homolog
Exons: 4
Coding region: 148-1149 (333 amino acids)
Molecular function (GO): oxidoreductase activity
Source: RefSeq, a predicted model, not a curated record